Drosophila willistoni is the source of this 2967-nucleotide messenger RNA. RefSeq lists its product as uncharacterized. NCBI's taxonomy places the organism in Eukaryota, Metazoa, Arthropoda, Insecta, Diptera, Drosophilidae. The transcript is spliced from 4 exons. The coding region runs from base 1 to 2967 and encodes 988 amino acids. The record is from RefSeq and is a predicted model, not a curated record.
AUGGUCACACACUCAGCUGUGCGUGACACGUGGCAUUACGAUCACGAGGCACCGCAGCUGCCGUUCUUAACCUCAAACAACACGCGUGCUACGACACGCGAACAACCGCACCUAAGUGCUACGCCGAUGGCUCCCUGGAAUUUCACAAAUACUCAAAACAGGGCUGCAUCGUACUAUCCAGAAAGUAAAGUGCGAAUGGACAUAGACCUAAACACAGCAAUACCAAGCGCGGCACAACUUGCAGCCCGUCAAGCGAUACCGAAAGAGCUUCCAACAUUUGAUGGCAAUCCUCAGAACUGGCCUCUAUUCUACAGUAGUUUUCAGACAAGUACGGAAAUCGCUGGGUAUACGAAUGCAGAAAAUCUUAUGCGGCUGCAAGCUAGCCUGAAGGGAAAAGCACAUGAGGGAUCGGCACUAACGCUCAUCGACAACAAGGUCUUUAAGCAACUCGGCUUAAAAGGCGUUCCAGACCCACUGUGCCUAAAAUGGACCAACGAUACAACACGCGAAGAAAAUGCAUCGGAACGUGUCACGCUUUCGGUUGCCAAUCCACAUAAUGGCAAUCAAUUUUACUUGGAAGAGGUUCACAGUGUAGAUACCCUGGAUCUACCUCAUCAUACACCAACGCACGCCCAAGCCCUAAUCGGCAUAAAUAACUGGUACCUCGCCGUACCCCUUAAAAUCAAAGAGGGGGCAUGGCACCAACCAAUAGCGUCAAAGACGCGACUGGGAUGGGCACUACAAAGCUCCACGCCAUCAAGGGCCACUAGAGCUAAUGUCAGCGUUCACAUGUGUUCAUGCCGAGACGCAGACGCCAAGCUGCAUGAGAUCAUCAAACAAGCGUUCUCAUUAGACGCUACCACAGCAAAACCGCUAUCAUCACCAGAAGAAUCUCAAGCUCUAACCAGACUUGAAUCUACUACCGCCUUGAAGAACGGCAGGUACGAGGUCGGUCUAAUGUGGAAAGACCCUGAAGUUUUAUUACCUGAUAGCUACGCAAACGCACUAAAACGGCUUAAAUGCCAGCAAAAGCAAUUUUCCCGACAACCACAGUUGAAGGAGCAAAUCACCAAGCAAAUCGAAAACCUCGUCGAAAAGGGCUAUGCUCGCAUGCUGACGCCGGAGGAAAUAGCUGCACCAAACAGAUGGACAUGGUAUCUACCAACCUUCAUAACUAAAAAUCCAAACAAACCAGAGAAGGUCCGGCUUGUAUGGGACGCAGCCGCCCAAUCCGGCGGCAAGGCCCUGAAUGACUACAUCUGGAGUGGUCCAGAUCUCCUAAACUCCCUGUUUGACCUCUUACUCUCAUUCCGAGUGGGACGAGUGGCUAUCUGUGGCGAUAUCGCCGAGAUGUUCCACCAGAUCAGAGUGAGACCAGCAGACACCCAUGCGCAAAGGUUUCUGUGGUUCGACAGCAAAUCCGAGAGGCAAGAGCCUAACGUCUAUGUUAUGGAAGCGCUUACUUUCGGAAUCAAUUGCGCACCCUGCAUUGCACACUUUAUUCGUGACAAAAAUGCAGAUCGAUUCUGCCAACAGUACCCUCAAGCGGCACAAGCCAUGAAUGACUACCAUUACGUGGAUGAUUUUAUAUACAGCGGCGACGUGGAAGUCGGAAACAUCGCAACUCAAGUCAGAGACAUCCAUGCAGCAGGUGGUUUCCACAUACGCAAUUGGUCUUCGAACUCAAAGGAGGUCCUACGAAUACUAAAGAGCGAUUCGCUACUCCCCGAAGCUGCCGAAAUUACCGCAACAGAAAAGGUACUCGGCUUAUAUUGGAUGCCGAACUCCGACGUAUUCACAUUCAUCUGCAAGUUCGCCAGGCUGAAGCGCAACGUUUUAGACAGCGACAAAACACCAACCAAACGCGAGCUCUUGCAAGUACUUAUGUCAAUGUACGACCCACUCGGCUUCAUCUCAUGCUUUACAAUAGAGCUGAAAAUCCUACUGCAAGAAGUCUGGAGAAGCGGCAUUGGCUGGGAUACUGGUUUGCCCGACGCAUUGUUACCCAAAUGGAUACGAUGGAAACGGAUCCUUACAACAAUCGCCGGAUUGACCAUCCCGAGAUGUUAUUUCAUCAGCAGCGAUCAAAUCCAUGAUGUCCAGUUACACAUGUUCGUUGACGCCAGCGAAUUGGCAUACGCAGCAGUCUGCUACCUUCGGAUACGCCAGUGGGAAAGAACCUACCUCAGCUUCGUGGCCUCAAAGGCGAAAGUGGCACCGUUGAGUCCACUAUCUAUACCAAGGAUGGAACUGCAGGCCGCAGUUAUCGGAGCAAGGCUGAGUAACCGAAUCCAACGCAAUCCAAGUUUGUCAAUUAACUCGAGUUGUUAUUGGUCCGACUCAAAGACUGUUCUCAAAUGGCUUCGUAUGGAUCCACGAAAGUUUCAGCAAUUCGUCAUGCACCGCGUGGGCGAAAUACUGGAAUUCACAAACGUUAGCCAAUGGAACUGGGUUCCAACCAACCUUAACCCUGCAGAUCUUGCUACUAAAACAAACAACGCCAAUAAAUAUAAAACUUGGCUACACGGUCCAGACUAUUUGCUGCAGGAUCAACACGAGUGGCCAAAAUGCGAUGAUUUGGGGCCACCAAACAAUGCUGAAGUCAGGCAUAACAUACUCUUCAUCGACAAUUCGCCGAUGGAGCUAAAACUUAACGCGGAAUAUUUUUCCGACUGGCGCACCAAUAGCAGAGAGCGGCGCAGCGAGAGCGAAAAACGUUCGCUCGCAGCAGUGUCGCUACGCAUCAAAAAUAAUUCAGUCUGCCACAGAUCGCAGAACGAUGAACACAUGUCUGUGUCGCUGCCCUUCAGUACCGGUCGCUGGGGAAUCGCCGGGGACAUGUCGCUUGUCCGCUGGGACAAUCUAGCGCCAUUAAAAUUGCAGCGACAUUUAACAUUGCAUGUCCUAGCUUUCAAGACCGGAACGACAACCUACAGUUGUCGCUACAGUUGUCGCUCCAGUCGCUAA